AUGCAAUUGCCAUCUCUUUCUUCUGUUGCUAUCUCUUUACUGGUGGCUGCUAACGCUGCUACUUUGGUCCAGGCCAAGGUCAAGGUCUUGUCUUGGGAUGACGCUUACAAAAAGGCCGAUGCUUUGGUUGGCAAAAUGUCCCUUGAACAAAAGGUGAACAUUACUACUGGAACAGGAUGGAUGGCUGGUCGCUGUGUUGGUAACACAUACGCUAUCAGCAAUCCUGACUUUCCCUCUUUAUGUCUCGAAGAUGCGCCCUUAGGUAUGCGUUUUGCUAGUAAUGUGACAUCAGGCGUGUCAGGCAUUAAUGCUGCUGCUUCCUGGGACAGGAAGGCCAUCUAUGAACGUGGUGUAUACAUGGGACAGGAGUUUCACGGAAAAGGUGUUCAUAUUCAAUUAGGCCCAGCCAUGAAUUUCAUGAGAAGUGCCGAAGGUGGUCGUGGUUGGGAGAGCGGUGGUGAAGAUCCAUACCUCCAAGGUGUUACUGCAGCCGAAACCAUCAAGGGUAUCCAAGAGCAAGGUGUCAUUGCUACUGCAAAGCACUUUAUCUUGAACGAUCAAGAACUCAACAGAAAGACUGGCUCCUCUGACGCAGAUCAAAGAACCUUGCACGAAAUAUAUCUCUGGCCAUUUGCGCGUUCUGUCGAGGCUGGUGUUGGCUCCAUCAUGUGUAGUUACAACAGAUUAAACGGCACUUUUGCCUGUGAAGACGACUACACCAUGAACACUGUGCUGAAGGGUGAGCUUGGAUUUAAGGGUUUUGUUCAAUCGGAUUGGGCGGCCACCAUGUCAACGUCUCCGUCUGUCAAUGCAGGCCUUGAUAUGACUAUGCCUGGUGAUAUCACCUUCCAAUCUGGCGAUUCUUACUUUGGUCCCAAUUUGACCAAAGCUGUCAACAACCAUGAGGUCAAGGAAGAGCGUGUUACUGACAUGGCUACGCGUAUUGUCGCUGCUUGGUACAAGAUGGGUCAAGAUAAGGGAUUCCCCGAGACUAGUAUCAAUGCAUUCCAUAGAGACCAGGAAGAUUAUGUCAAUGUGCAAGCUGACCACAAGAAGCUCGUUCGUGAAAUGGGUGCUGCUUCUAACGUCCUUCUCAAGAACUCUGGCAUUCUUCCUCUUGACACCAAGAAGAUCAAGUCGAUUGCGUUGGUUGGUAGUGACAUCAAAAAUGGUGCUUCAGCUGUCAACGAUGCCAAAACUUGCGCCGAUCAUGGUUGUUCUGAUGGACAUCUUGCUCAAGGCUGGGGAUCCGGUACUGCUGAUUUCCCUUACUUGAUCGAUCCUCUUACUGGACUCACCAAUGCUCUUGGUAAGGGUGUCAAGAUCCAAUCUUCCACCGAUGACUGGGACCUCAAAAAGGCAGCCGAUGCCGCAAAGGGUGCUGAUGUCGCUUUCGUUUUUUCCACUGCCAACUCUGGUGAGGAGUACAUUGUUGUUGAUGGCAAUGUUGGCGACCGUAACAACCUUUCAUUAUGGAACAAUGGUGACAACUUGAUCAAGGCUGUCGCAGACGCCAACAAGAACACUGUUGUGGUUCUCCACACUGUUGGUAGUGUAUUAAUGCCUUGGAUCAAUCACCCCAACAUCAAGGCUGUCAUGAUUCCUGGUCUCGCCGGUCAAGAGUCUGGUAACUCUCUCGCCGACGUUGUUCUUGGCAAAGUCAAUCCUUCUGGUCGUCUUCCAUACACUAUCGCCAAGGAGAAUGAUGAUUACAAUGUGCAUCCUGAUCCCGCAGACCAUGUUCUCUACUCUGAAAAGCUGUUGGUCGGAUACAAGUGGUUUGAUCAUGCCAAGAUUGAGCCUCUCUUCCCCUUCGGUCAUGGCUUGUCUUACACCAAGUUUGACUACAGUGGAUUGAAGGUCAAGGCCAUGAAGAAGAAGGGCUCUGUCAGUGUCACUGCUUCUCUUUCUGUCAAAAACUCUGGUAAGCUUGACGGUGCUGAGGUUGUCCAAGCCUACAUUUCAUUCCCUGAGAGCGCUGGAGAGCCACCCAAGCUUCUUCGUGGUUUCGACAAGAAAACAAUCAAGGCUGGCAAGAUGGCUAAGUUUGAUUUUGAAUUCACCGAGACUGAGCUCAGUAUCUGGGAUGUUGACGCUGCUAAAUGGGCAGUUCCUUCUGGUAAGUUUACUCUCCAAAUUGGUGCCUCCAGCCGUGAUAUUCGUCAAACUGCCAGCUUCACUCUUUAA
Messenger RNA from Mucor velutinosus, 2187 nucleotides. RefSeq lists its product as uncharacterized. Bases 1 to 2187 code for a protein of 728 amino acids. The record is from RefSeq and is a predicted model, not a curated record. Gene Ontology annotation, biological process: glucan catabolic process. Lineage: Eukaryota; Fungi; Mucoromycota; Mucoromycetes; Mucorales; Mucoraceae. The transcript is spliced from 11 exons. Gene Ontology annotation, molecular function: beta-glucosidase activity.